CUUACUUCAACACACAAGGUAAAGGAAGCUGCAGAAGGAUGGAGAAACCAGGGGAUGCCGCUGAAACUGUUUCACCACCAGAGGUACCACCUCAGACCAUGGCCACAUCAUGGGAGCUGCCCACAGAGCUGUGCUGCCGGCCGCUGGCGCUGGUGGCUCUGACGGGGAUGGACGUGACAUACAACGCCGUACACCGCGCCAUCUGGGACGCCUUCAGCGCCAACCGGCGCGCUGACCGUGUCCCGCUCGCCUUCCGUGUACUGCCAGGAGACCAUGAGUACCCAAAGUGUAAGACUAAGCGGCAGUCCUAUGAGUGGUACAUUCCUAAGGGUAUCCUGAAGACAGGCUGGAUGAACAAACAGCUGAACAUGGUGCCGGCUGUGGUGGUCGUCUUCUUCGACCUGGACUGGGACGAACCACUCUGGAGGGAGAAGCAGAUGGAAUGUGCCACUAGGGUGGAGGUGGUACGAGCCAGCCUGCAGGGACGCAGCACCCGAGUAGCUGUCGUCCUCAUCCAAAAGAAUGCCCCCCUCCCCCCUGGAGAGGACAUGGUGGCUGCAGAACGUGCUGCAGCUCUCUGCAGUGCCUGCGAGCUGUCAGCCAAGUCUCUCUUUGUCCUGCCACACACCGACCACCUGCUAGGGUACAUCAUCCGUCUGGAGAAUGCGUUCUACGAGCUGGCACAGAACUAUUACCACAUGGAGGCACGCCGGGUCAAGUCUCACAAGGAGUUCCUCAACAAGACCACCCACCAGCUGCUCUUCGUGCGCCACCAGUUCAAGAUCGCCUUCUACAACGAGAUGAAACAGGACACACACACGGCACUCAAACACUACAAACAGGCCUACCAGCACCUGAAUGAGGUCCGUACUCACGACACCAACAUGCUGGAGAUCAAGACGGUCUCCGGGUUCAUCAACUACAAGAUCUGCCGGCUGUCUUUCCAGCACAACGCCCCGCUGGACGCCAUCGCACAGUUCCGCAAACACGUGGACCUGUUCAAGAACAAGGUCGGGUGUGCAGAGCUUGCCUUUGAACACUCCAGCUGGAUCUCCAAACAGUUUCAGGUGUUUGGAGACUUGUUUGACGAGGCGAUCAAGCUGGGUCUGACAGCCAUCCAGACGCAACACCCUGGCUUCUACUACCAGCAGGCAGCCAACCACGCCAUCACACGCAAACAGCUCUGCCGCAAGCUGUGCGACCCGACGGCCAAGUACCCCAGCACCGACCCCCUGGAGCUGGCAGCCAAGCUGGACUUCUACGGACAGCGACCUUGGAGGCAGGGUCACCAGAGUAUCGACCCUCCAGACGCUCAGAAGGAGAGGGAGGGGAUACUUUCUCUUCAGCUGUUAGAGCUGACAGUGGACCACUCCUGGAUCAUCAUCCCGCUGCUCAGCAGUGCAGUGGCCCAGUUUAAGAAGUACAAGUCAGCCCGGAUGAAGCGGUACCUCAUGGUACAGAUGGGAGAGGAGUACUACCAUGCCAAGGACUACGGCAAGGCACUCACACUGCUCACAAGGGUCCUAUGGGACUAUCGUAGUGAGCGCUGGUGGGCCCUGCUCACCUCCAUCCUGACCUGCGCCCUGAAGUGUGCAUACCUGGUAGCCAACGUGCAGGAGUACAUCUCCAUAGCGCUGGAGCUGAUUGGUCGAUACACGCUCACGUCUGCAGAGGAGAAGACGCGGAUCCAGAUGAACCUGAUUCGUGUGAUGUCCGGGGACCCGCCCGAACCUGAGCCGGAGUGUGUCCCAGAUGCAGUAGAGGAAGCCAAACAGCUGUGGACCAGCGAGGCGAUCCAGACCAUUGCCCAGCCCUUCACCAUCGAGCUGCAGAACCUGGUGCCGUUUGUGGAGUGUAAGGCCGGCUUCUCCCUGGCCUCCAACCCACCUGACAAACACAUGGUGCUGGACGUGUACCUGUGUGUCAGGUGUCCCUUCCCUAUCAGGUUUUCCAAGCUGUCAGUGUUGCUCAGCAACCCAGCCUACAACAAGCACUGCACCCUGGCGGAUAGCCGCGGUAUUGCAAACAGCGACGCGGGGGACGCAGAAACUGGCGACCUUUACCUCGUCCCUGGACAGGUCAAGCAUCAUCAGUUCCUCCUCAUCCCUACAGUUGAAGACGUCGGGCGGAAAGUCGAGAUCACUUCUGUCGCCUUGGAGCUGGGCACGCCCGGGACGCGCAGCGCGAUACUGCACUGGCAGGGAGGUGGAGGGGACGCCGCCACCAACACCAGCGCACCAAGGGUGAUGAGUGGACGACGGAGGGAAGACCAGCCUUCGGAAAUCGACUGGGACGGUCUGAGCCUGUACAGCUCCAUCUCUGUGGUGCCCAGGCCCCCGCGUGUGCAGGUACAGCUCAAGCACAAGCCGCCGGCACUCGCCAACGAGUUCUACGCUGUGGAACUCACCGUGGAGAGCCAGGAGGAGGAUGAGAUCACCGAGGUUUCCCUCCACGUGGGGCUGAAAGACGGGCAGGACACGUCGCUCGAGAGCACCACGCACAUCUGCUUUGACGCCCCGACGCAGGAGGACGCAGAGACGUUCAUCGACAAGCCGCAGCCGCAAGCGCCGGGGCUGAGCGUGGGGAGUCUGCGGAGCGGGGAGAAGGUGACCAGGACCAUGUACAUGCGCUGUCUGCAGGUCGGGCAGAGGAUGCUCAGUGUCAGGGUUGUGUACAACAUUCAGGUGAGUAUAGGGAAGCAGGCAUCUCCCAUCUGCUGUACAUGUGUGAAGGAGGAGAUCGUUCCCAUCGAGACCGUCAUGCCCGUGGACGCCUCCAUCCGCCUCAAGUCCCUCCUGAUGGACGCUCUGGAACAGAUCCAUUACGACGAGCCAUUCCUGCUGCUCACUGACAUCAGCUGUGUCUCGCCGUGGUCGAUCACAAUCAGCUCCACGGAGCUGCAGCUGACAGAGGCGCUGCGGCCGGCCACAGGGCAGCUGGAGUCCCACAUUCACAAACUGCAGCUCAACAAGAACGACCGGGCCAGCGACUGUUACUGCCUCACAGCACCGCUCAAUAAGAUACAUCAGGGGAGUGUAUUGAUGGGCGAGUACUCGAUCCGCUGGCGGCGUGCGGAUGCGGACGACUCGAUCCCGUACGUGAUGACGGUGCUGUCGUUGCCUGAGGUGCCGAUCAUGAACCUGCCCGUGAUGGUGGAGAUGGAGCUUCCCGCGCACGGCCGCGUACGGGAGCCGCUCGGCAUCACGUACACGCUGCACAACCGCACUGCCACGGUGCAGGAGAUGGAGGUGAUGAUGGAGCCCAGCGAAGCCUUCAUGUUCUCAGGACACAAACAGGUGCAUUUCCGGCUGCUGCCCUACGGGAAACACAUCCUGACCUAUAACCUGUACCCCCUCCUGUCUGGCCACAUGGUACUGCCCCGCCUCCAUGUGAACAUGCUGCGUUACCCUGGCACCACCGACCAGAUCAUCAGCAAGAUGAUGCCUACUCAUGUCUUCAUCAUGCCCACUGGAAAGGAAGCCAUGGAAGAAGUCUUUGCUGGCAGCUAAAUACCCUAGCAGCCACAUGAAGAGGUCUAAUAAGUUAUUACCAGAAGUCAGCUCGUCCCAAGAAGACAAACAGGAGAUCUUCAAUUCCUCGAUAACUUUAAGGAACACAAGUGUUGGAUAUAAGACGGGAGAAAGAUAAAAGAUUUUCAUUGAUUUUCAAUCCUUACGGAUUCUACUAUAAACCAGCUCUAGGAAUGUUACAGUUGCAAUGACUGAUAAUUCACAAAAUAUAAGAAUCCUAAAUUAGGUGUUUCAUACGGUAUGAUACAGUAUAUAUUGUGCAUGUAAAUGAACAUUCCAGUGCUACACUUCAAGCAUACUCAAUUGGAGGAAAAUAGAUGAACCAAUAGUUGCACAAUAUCUGGAUGUCACCUACAUUUGCUCCUGUUCUAAAAUUCCUAGAAUGCAAUGUUGUGGUAACAUGAUACGAUAACAAUAGCUUCUAAAUCAAGUGUAGUCAUUUUAAGAAUCUCAACUCUCAACGUUUUAAUUUUUUGUCUGACAAUACAUGAUGUAAAUAGAGCUUAUUCUGUGCAAUAUUAUUUUGCUGGAGUGAUGUUUUUUUCUCUUAAGCUAUAGGAAUAAAACAUCACAA
This is a messenger RNA of Branchiostoma belcheri (Belcher's lancelet), 4104 nucleotides long. RefSeq names its product trafficking protein particle complex subunit 11-like. The coding region runs from base 39 to 3509 and encodes 1156 amino acids. NCBI's taxonomy places the organism in Eukaryota, Metazoa, Chordata, Leptocardii, Amphioxiformes, Branchiostomatidae. The transcript has 16 exons. The record is from RefSeq and is a predicted model, not a curated record.